Trifolium pratense (red clover) is the source of this 2888-nucleotide messenger RNA. Its product is annotated as homeobox-leucine zipper protein PROTODERMAL FACTOR 2-like. The transcript has 12 exons. Gene Ontology annotation, molecular function: DNA binding; lipid binding. The coding region runs from base 1 to 2532 and encodes 843 amino acids. Lineage: Eukaryota; Viridiplantae; Streptophyta; Magnoliopsida; Fabales; Fabaceae. The record is from RefSeq and is a predicted model, not a curated record.
AUGUCUGAACUGCAUGUUGAUCCACUUCCAUCGAGUGGUGUUGCUACUCCUGUCGUAAAAGCGGCAGAGGUUAAUGUCGACGCAUCUGGUAAGAAUUCUCUUAAUCAAAACCUUAAUAUUCCAAAUCCUGGUGAAACCCUAGGUGUAGAGACCCCUGAGAUGUCUGGAAAUUUGGGGAAAACUACUGAUAAAGAAACUGUUCCUGAUAACGCUGUGAAUGAUAAUCCAGAGGUUAUACUUGUUAAUGAAACUACUACCAGUGAUAAGGCUGUCCCUACAAACUCUGAGAUUAUUACUUCAAAAGAAAGAUUAACAAACAAACAAACCAACCAUCCAACAAACAUGCUUUCUUCUUCUUCUUCAUCUUCUUCUUCUUCUUCUUCUUCUCCGCAACACAAUCACAUUAUGAAUAAUAUGUUUGAGGAAGAGUUGCUAAAGGCAAAUGAUGAACGUUACCAAAUGGAAUUUGGAGGUCCAUCAAAACAGAGUGAUGAACAACAACAACCAAACCAAGAUGAACAACAACCCAACCAAUGUCUAAAAAAAAGGAACUAUCGCCGCCAUACACAAGAACAAAUAGAAGAACUUGAUACUUUCUUCAAGAAGAAUGCUUACCCAGAUGACAAGGAAAGAAAAGAGCUGAGUCGUCGGCUUGGAUUAGAUCUUUCACAAAUUAAGUUCUGGUUUCAGAACAGGCGCAAUGGUUUGAAGGUUCGAAGUGAAAGAGAAGAGAAUGAAUUAUUGAAGGCUGAGAUCGAAAAGCUUCGAGCUGAGAUGAAUAGAUACAAGACAACCCCAUCUACAUGUAACGUGUGCGGAAUUCCGGCUACUCAUAUGAUGUCCAAUGAGCAACAACAAUUGAAGUUGGAGAAUGCUCUCUUAAGAAAAGAGCUUGAAAAAUUUGGAGCUCAGAACCCGAUAAAUCCUGUCGAUUCCUAUAACAACAUAUCUUCACCACCGAAUAGCAAUCAAGGGCCUCAACAUUCUGUUGGUAACUACAAUGGAGCAAUGAAUGGUAUGGUAGGAGAAGCAUAUGUUGGUGGUAGUGGCAUUGGCAGUGAUCUUGUUAAGUACUAUGUUCCACCUCAAGGUCUUGAUGAUAGUAAGAUUGUUGAGUUAGCUGUUGUAGGAAUGGAUGAACUAAUAAGAUUGGAUCAAACUAGUGGGCCUCCUUUGUGGUUACCUACCAACUCUCUUAAUGGAGAAGAAUAUAUGUUGCAGUUUCCUACAAGCAUUGGUCCCAACCCAAUGAAGUUAAGACAUGAUGGUUCUAAAGAGUCUGCCGUGGUCUUCAUAAAUCCUAUUAGUUUGGUUGAUAUCUUUAUGGAUGUGAGUCAAUGGUCAAAUAUGUUUUGCGGAAUUGUUUCAAGAGCUGCAACACUCAAUGUCCUUUCAACUGGAGUGGCAGGAAAUUAUGACGGAGCCUUACAAGUGAUGUCAGCUGAAUUUCAGGUUGCCUCACCAUCUAUUCCUACUCUUGAAAACUAUUUCGUGAGAUACUGUAAAUUGCUUCCAAACAGUAUAUGGGUAGUGGCUGAUAUUCCCUUGGAUAAUUUUUCUCCUACAUCUAUCUCAAGAACCAAAAGAAGAGUUUCUGGUUGUUUGAUUCAAGAACUACCACAUGAUUAUUCUAAUGUUACAUGGAUUGAACACUUAGAAGUUGAGGAUAACGAGGUACAAACUAUAUAUACUCCUCUAAUUAAUUCUGGACUUGCAUUUGGAGCUAAACGGUGGAUAGCCAUAUUACAAAGACGAUGCGAACGUCUUGUUUAUUCAAUGUCCAACAACAUACCUAUUACAGGGAGCAUUGGUGUGAGGAUGACUAAUGCGGGAAAGGAAAGUAUGUUGAGGUUAGCAGGAAGAAUGGUAACCAGCUUUUGUACUAGUAUUGGUGCUUCUACAGCACAUGCUUGGACAAAUCUACCAUCAAAUGGGUCUGAGGAAGUAAAGGUUAUGACCAAAAAAUAUAUCGGCGAAUCAGGCAGUGAUAUAUCAUCUGAUGUAGUGUUAAGUACUGCUACUUCUUUCUGGCUUCCCAUUCCUCCCAAAAGGGUUUUUGAGUUUCUUCGUAAUGAAAGUUCAAGAAGUCGAUGGGAUAUUCUCUCCACCGGAUGUACAGUUCAAGAUGUGGCUCACAUUGUCAAUGGUUGUGAUCCUGGCAAUUGUGUGUCUUUACUUCGUGUCUGUAGUGAAAAUACAGGUCAGAGUAAUAGGGUGGUACUACAAGAGAGUUGCACUGACAUAACUGGCUCAUAUGUAGUAUAUGCGCCAGUUGAUGUCAUUGCAAUGAAUUUAGUAUUAUGUGGUGGCGACUCAAAUUGUGUUACUAUGAUUCCUUCCGGAUUCGCUAUUCUUCCCGAUGGAGGACCAAUUAUGGAUAAUGGAUCUGGAGGUUCUCUUAUCACAGUUGGAUUUCAAAUUUUUGUUGAUUCGGUUCCACAUACAAGGCUAGCUCUAGGUUCAGUCUCCACUGUUAACACUUUGCUCAAGGCCACUGUGGAAAGGAUUAAAGUUGCAUUGAUGCCUAAGUGACACCUAAUUCCAGUACCUUCAUAUGGCAGAACAAGCUAAGAUGACAAACUUGGAAUUUUUGAAACAAGGGGAACAAGUCAAUAAACACACCUUGGAUAUCUUUUCAAUUUUGGAACUUUGAAGGAACAUCUUAGGUUUGAAUAUUGACUUUCACCUAAUGAAAACCAAAAUACUUUCACCAAGUCUUGUUGUUUUAACUUGGAAUAAUUGCAAAUUUUAUCUUUCACUUUGAAUUUUUAUGUAUUUUAUGUGUUGUAUUGUCCCACUGACAAAUUUUCUCAAAUUGGUGGUAUGUUGUCGACUUUGAUUAUAACAAAACUCCGAUGAAUUUUCCCGUUUCUUUUGAGAUUUUGAAA